Molecule: messenger RNA, 5933 nt
Organism: Strongylocentrotus purpuratus (purple sea urchin)
Lineage: Eukaryota; Metazoa; Echinodermata; Echinoidea; Camarodonta; Strongylocentrotidae
Product: transmembrane protein KIAA1109 homolog
Exons: 27
Coding region: 55-5484 (1809 amino acids)
Biological process (GO): synaptic vesicle endocytosis
Source: RefSeq, a predicted model, not a curated record
AUCUUGGCUCAUGGCUUCUUGCAGAACCUUGGAGUAACUGGGACGAGACCCGACAUGGACUGCCACUCUGCGUUGGUACUGACCCUGGAGAGUUCCCUGAUCAGUGCUUGCUACAGUAAUUCCCUGGCGACCAAAGGCUCCUUUCAUACCAUCUGCCUCAGGUUCACGGAGGACUUCCAGAUGGCCAUGGAUGACUGGAGACCUUCCUCCUAUGAUCACAUCAUGAACUCCUGUGUCAUUCCUCAAGGAACCUAUGAAGUCUGCUCAAGCGCUAAUAGCAACCAGGCCAAAGAUUUCCAUCGUAUGACCAUUGGUCAGUGGAGGCUGAACUUCAAGUGGCGAAUGGAAGGCAUCGACGUCCAGUUCGAUCCCUCCGUCGGUCAUCAACUGACCGCUUUGGCCAACACCCUGACCUCUUUGACCGGCGCCGACGAUGACAUCGCUGACCUGACAUCGGUCAAUGAACAACAGGAGGUCAGCUCAACUGAUGUCCUAUCUGACCAAGAAGUGACUCCUCUAAAGAGACCCACCUCGCUGAAGGUUGAUCCUAACGAUGAGAAGAGUAAGUCCAAGGCCAUCAUGCAGGAGAUCAAUGAACAGGCCAAGGUCGUCAGUGAUCUCAGGACAUUGGGAGCCAAAAGUGGCACCAUCGCAGAGGAAGCUGAUAAACUGAGACAGAUGGAGACAGCAGUCUUCAAGGAUUUCAGAAGAGACAUCAGGAAGAAACUCAAGGCUCAGGGCAUGAAGGUGUCAGGCCGAGACAAGCCCUCUCGUAGGAAGAGCGUGAAGCCCCAGGGUAGUGGUGCCCUGGGUCGGACUCAGAAAGAAAGACAUGCAUCCUACGUUAGACAGUCAACGUUUCCAAUGACGCCUUAUGACAGCGAAUACCAGCACCAACACAACCUCUACGACACGCCCUCCUCCAUGAAGACACCAAAGAACACCCGCUCUACCCUGUACCCCGACCCCCCAUCCAGGGUGUCCUUUGUCCUUCCCCUCCACACCCCCUCACCGACCACACCUGAAGCCACCCCCAUGGGCUGGGGGACCGAUCUUCGGCAGGGAGCUAUGUCUCGCCUAGGACUUGGUCUGGAGUCUGGGUUGACCCCGAUGGAUCUCAACGCUACCAUUGGUGAUCCCACUAGAAUACAGGAGGAGAUUCGACAGAAUAGGAAGAGCAUUCGUAGGCGCCUGACGCUACAUUCCACACCCAUGUCCAGGAACCUUGAUGGUAGCGACACGGAAGAAGAAGAGGAGGAGGAAGAAGAGGAAGAGAAGGAGAAGUACAGUGGACAGUCCACAUUUGAUGACAUGGAUGGAAGCCUCUCUAGCACCCUUCGCGGUAAAGAAGGAGCAGCGCCCUCUGCAGUCUUGAGUCGAUCUAGUGCAGCCAGGGACCAUGCCAGCUCUGCCGCUUCUCCUGCCAGGUCCGUUGCGCCCGAACCGGAGCUUCAGCUUCACCUGGACGUGAGCAUCUUCAUAGACAGUGGCAAGCUGACCCUGCACUGUCACAGGCCUGGGCCACCUGUGGGACCCAAUGAUCAUCUGAUACCAGAUGCAUUGAAGCAAGAAUCACGCAGGCCCUGGAAUUCCACAGAAUCGUCUCCAUCACGCAAGCCUGGAGUGAAAUCUCAACUCUCCUCUGCCUCGUCCUCAUCCACCUCGGGAAUAAAACUUAAAAGUGGCACACUGCCCUCUAUGUUGUCAUCUCAGGGGUUUGCCCUUUUCAACCUACCAGCAGUUGAUGUAAAGGUUGAAUACCAGUCAGAGCCAGAGAACAAGCAAGAUCCCAACAACGAUACAGCAAGUACCUCCAUGCAGUCCUCCCCUCGUCAGAACCUCUCAACGUCUGAAGGAGGAGCAGGAGCAGGAGCAGGAGGAGGGGUGGAGAAGAAGAAUGGAGCCAGGAGGGGCAGCUUGUUCUGUUGGGCGAGGCUACUCACCCCAGCAGAGGAAAUUGUAGUGACAACGAGCCUCCUUGAUUUCUUGGAGCAAGCCUUGGAGACGAUUCCAUCCAAUAUUGGUAUGCUGCUCACCAGCCCUUCAUCAGAAAACCUUGACGUGAACCCGUCCAACCUUGAGGCGUCGGCCAACUCGUUGGUGUCAUCGUCCUCCCUGGAUUACACCACCUUCCCUGUGGAUGUGGUAGUCUACGUCUGCAUGGAUCCAUCCCUCGUUCACCUGAGCUGCCUGCCCGCCUCCAAGGUGGAAUGCCUCCUUCAGCUCCCGUGCGUUGAGUUUGCCUUCUCGUCCAGAGGAGGGCAGCAGACGACUGGGUUCUCGGGGGACGUAACCGGAGGUGAUCGGAGUGGGACAGACUUCCAGGAUGCCAAGGAUGAUCUUUCAGCCUCAAAGCUGUCUUUCAGUCGAUGUCGCAGCCGACACCUCUCCAACGAGGAGAUCCGGGAGGAAGCCAACAAGGCCGACAUGAGUCUCUCAGCCGUCCUCUCCAACUUCUCACUGGUCAUUUUUCAUCCCUACGGGGGUGGUCAGUUCAGGAGAGAUGGUGGCAAGCUGGUGGAAGAGAUGCUGUCCAACAUGAGUGUCUCUUCUGAUGCACAUGAUGAUACAUCCAAGCUCUCAUCCGGGAGCGCGCGGAAAGAUGCCCUCUCUCUGGAGGUCACCUUUGUCAGGGUCAAUGUCUCCAGGAAGCGGCACAAGCUACGACCGACCGUCGCCAGUGACCAGACAUUGGUUGCAGGAAUGGAAGAGAGCCGGAGGUUGGGGGAAUCUCUGAGGUCAGACAGCACGUCCGUGUCAUCUGCGACCAUGACAGGCUCCAAAGCUGCAGCUACAUUAAACAAGUUUUCAAUUAUGUGUGACGUGGGAUCGGCAACGUUCCGCUAUGACAUGCGGCGUCUGACUGAGGUACUGGCCUUCCCCAAGGCGUGGUAUCGUAAGUCCAUCGUUCAGAGACUGUUCUUUGGAGAAGAGGAGGAGGAGGAGGAUGAGAUGUCAACCCCUGAGGAUGAAGUUACAUCAAUAAUUCUUUCCAGUGAUUCAUCCACCGACUCGGAAGACAGCUUCACCGACCUCCCACCUCGUCGCUACCAGCGCAAACGCACCCCGACCUCCGCUGCCACCAGCGGGACCGGCACGCCUUCUUCCACCGGCCCCUCCACAUCAACCACUGCCUCUCCGACCUCGCCUGGCUCGAAGGGGAGCAAGGAGAAGUUCCCCUAUAAUCCUCCGUCCCCUAGCCUCUUCAGUAUCUACUCCCAGCUGCCGAGUCCGUCCUCACCCACGCUCUCCCAGCCUGGCACACCUCUCAUGGAUGGAACCCCGCCUCCUAGGAGUAGCCCUGAUCUCAGGAGAAUGGUCACAGAGAAGAGACUAUCAAAGGAAGAUACCAUCAGCCAAUCAUCAGAACCCUCAGGGUCAGAACACAGCCAUUCCCAAGCGACCUCUGACCCCUGUAGCAGCUCAGGGUCACUGGUCUCUGGUCCGUCCUGGAAGACUGUUCUUCUCGUGGUCAUCAACUUCACCAAGGUGGACACUCAUAUGAACAUGAGCAACGUCAUGGGCAGCACACUAUGGUCAACAGAAGAUCUUCGCUGUCAGACCCAUUUGACCAUUGAUAGUACUGGACAUCGGAUCUUCAAGAUCACCACAGGUCUGAAGAACUCCAGCCUUGAGGCCAAAGGAGGGGUCAUUGGUGGACUCUUGGAGGUCUCCAAACUCAGUUGUACCAGUAGUCAAGUGAAGAUCCCUGGCAAGGAGCCUCACCAUGAUCUGCAGCUGCAGCUAGACAGCCUGGAGUCCAGGAUCGAUUACAUGGGAUCCAGCAGUCUCCUGGCCAGGCUCACCUCGAUGGAGAUUGCCUGUGAGGACGAGUGGAAAUUCAGGGCCAAUUCGGAUCCAAAAGUCAAAUACCACACCGUUGAGAGCGUCUACGCCAACUCCAACAUCACCUGGGAUACCAUGCAGCUGAUGAUCUGUCGCUCCACCACCCCUGAUAUGCUGCGCAUCGCGGUCCGUCUGGAGGAGUUCUUCACCCAGCAGUUCGCCUCCAGUAGGAGGAUGCUGUCCACCUGGGACCCCAUCGCCACAGCAGCCAGUCAGCUGGCUGCUGCUCGCAAGGCCUCUAUUAGUACCGCCCCCAUCAGUACAGCCCCGAUCGAUGAGAUUGAUGGAAGGGGGCAUAAAGGUUCCAAGACAGAUUCUGCGGAGGAACUGAAGGAGUACCAGCACUGGCAGAGUGUCUUUGACUUCCUCAUCCAGACCUUCCACAACGCCCACAAGAACCAGCCCCGGCCUGAGGGCAUGCGUCUGGGAGGACAGGUCACCCUGCAGGGCAGGCAGGCUCUCCUGGCUUGCUUCCAUGGGCUCAACUUCCGCUCCAACUCCUGGGCGCUCUUCACCAUGCGGGAGCCCAAGGUGGAGUUUGAGACGGAAGCGCUGCAGGUGCCGUCCUCAGAACAUUGCGGAGAAGACACGUUGGUCUUACAGGACCUUCUCUUCAGCCUCGGUCACAACCAGACCCAGAGAGAACAGGGUUGGCUGGCCACCAUCCUCAGGGUCUCCAAGAAUGACAAGAGCCAGUUCCCCUUCACUGGCCCCAUGCUGGAGGCCUUCCAGUAUGUCAGUUCUAUCAGUACUCCAGAAGAAUUUGAACAGUACUUCCAAUAUGGGGACCUGCCGAGUCAGAGAAGAGGAACGUUAAGACAUGAAGCGGAUCCCAUCUUUGCGCUUCCUAAACUCCAGCUGGAGAUGAAGUCAAAGCAACUGCAGAAACUGAAGCUACAAAAGCCAGGAACACCAUCUCCACCAUUACCAGAAGUACAGGUGACCUUCGUGACCCUCUUCACGGAUCACAUCAACGUCUCAAUGGACUUUGAACUCAUCCUCUUCCUCCAUGACAUGGUCCUGGCCUAUAUCAAUUAUAAGCAGAAAGUAAUGGCACCGAUGAAACCGAUGGUUUUGAAUCCGUCCGCCCACUCUCAACUUCCGUCCUCCACUGAGAAGAAACUAGCCUCGCUGAAGUCAGCAACCUUGCAGUCCACCUCCUCAUCUCAGCGCCCACCACCAUCCACACUGUCAUCAUCCUCCUCGUCACCCUCCCCUUCAUCAACGACAUCGCCUGCCUCGGUUGGUGUGGUGGAAGGAAAGAAGAGGAAGGAGGAGAAGAAAGGCGGACAAGGAAAUGUGGCCAAAGCUGGAAAUGGAGACUGCCGUCUCUUUGUGUGCGCCACAUGGCAGCUGGAACCAACCAUAAGGUUGCUGUCAUGGGGCGGGAAGCAGAUUGAGCCUGUCGGGGUGGACUACAUCCUCCAGAAGUUGGGAUUCCAUCACGCUCGCACCACCAUUCCAAAGUGGAUCCAGAGGGGUGCCAUGGACCCAGCUGACAAGCUCCUAUCACUUUUGGCCAAGAACCUCCUCAUGAUCAUCAUGGAAAGGGAGAAGAGCGAUGCAGAGAAGCAACGCAAGGACAAGGCUCUUCCUCCUGCAAAGGCAUCUUCAAAGCAGGGUUUCCCAGGACCUUGAUGUUCCCCGCUGACAAGCUCCUAUCGCUCCUGAGAACCUCCUCAUGAUGAUCCCGGAAAGGGAGGACAGUGAUGUUGAGAAGCAACACAACGACAAGACUCCGCCUUCAAAGACAUCCUCAAAGGAGGGUGUCCUUAGAGUUUAGCUUUCUUUCUGAUGAUCUUGUGGCCAGGUACAUGUACGUCUUUAUGGAAAGGUCAUAGACUGAGGAGAAGUGACAAAGGAAUAAUCCAAAAGCAUCUUUGAAGCAGGGCCCUCCAGGGACUUGAGAUUUCCUGAUGACCUGUUUCUACCGCUUCUUUCUAAGAUCAUCCUCAAUGGUGAUGGGAAGGGUGUCCAUAACUACAGAGAAGCAAUAGAGAGACAAGCAAGACAGGAGUAGCUCUUUCCUCAAAGACAUCUUCUAAUGCAUCUGCAGAGCAGGGCCCCGUUUCACAAAACUUGUAAUC